Messenger RNA from Eucalyptus grandis, 1129 nucleotides. RefSeq names its product disease resistance protein TAO1-like. Lineage: Eukaryota; Viridiplantae; Streptophyta; Magnoliopsida; Myrtales; Myrtaceae. Bases 8 to 706 code for a protein of 232 amino acids. The record is from RefSeq and is a predicted model, not a curated record. Gene Ontology annotation, molecular function: protein binding. The transcript has 2 exons.
GCAUUCAAUGAUGAAGGCAGAAAAACUGAAAGUUCUCAACCUCACAAGUUGCCAUUCCUUAAAAAGGACUCCUUACCUCUCAGCUUUUAAAAGAUUAGAGAUUUUGAUCCUUAGAGAUUGCAAUGAAUUGGAGCAAAUUGAUAAUUGUAUUGGAGACAUGGAGAAUCUCAUUUCCCUGGACUUGAGUGGAUGUUCUAGUCUUAAGAAGCUCCCGCUUCAAAUGGCUAAACUAGAACAAUUGAAGGAACUUCUUCUAGAUGAAACUACGAUACAAGAAAUACCUCCCUUCACCAGUUCUCUAAAGAAGCUAGAGAUGCUUAAUGCCAGGGACUACAAAUCAUUAAUUGGAUUUCCGGACUCAGUAAGUAGUUUGGUGAAUUUGUCGACCCUUGUCUUAUCAGGUUGUGUUGAGCUUGCAACACUUCCACACAGCAUUCGGUUCCUUGAGAAUUUGCAGUGCUUGUCACUGAGAAGCUGCCAACAAUUGAGAGAGAUUCCUAGCUGGAUUGGCAAUUUGAAAUUGUUGACUCAAUUGGACUUGAGUGGAUGUUCGCGUAUUCAGCAGCUACCGCCUCAAAUUGGUGAACUAAAACAAUUGAAGGAACUUCUUAUAGAUGAAAUUGGAAUACAAGAAAUUCCUUCCUUCAUCAGUUCUCUAGAGAAGCUAGAGACAUGGAGUGCCAAUAAUCGCAAAUUAACUCUUUAAGCUGUUUAGUGAAUUUGUCGACCCUUGUCUUAUCAGGCUGUGUUGAGUUUCCAGAUUUCUUGAUAGGAUUGGGUUUCUUGUGAAUUGCUUAUCAUUGGGAUGCUGCGAUGGGUUGAGAGAGAUCCCAACUCAAUUGGGAAGUUGGAAUUGUUGACUCAGCUCGACUUAUAUCGGACAAGGAUCACGAAAUUGCUUGAAGGAAGUUCUGGAUCUCGGUAACAAUAGCGUAGAAAAUCUGCCAGAUGGUAUUGGAAGGUUGAAAAAGCUUUGAGAGUUAUAUGCAUGAUGGCGCUCGAAUUUGGGAGGGGAAUACCAAGCAUACGUAAUCUUUCUUCUUUUAAGUCUAGUGCAUUUUGAUUUAAUGCCCAAUAAUUUGGAAUUCUUGUGGAUUUUUAUUCAAAUGAGUGAUUUGUGAUUUAGGUU